AUGGCUGGUCGCGUGACGGUCUCUUCCGCAAGCAUAAAGCUGUUUGUUGUUAGCAAAUGUGGGAACUCAAAAAAAAAUGGAGGGGUUUAGACGGCUAGUAAACUAUUUUUUAUCGCUAUCUGCAGUAUGGAAUGUCGGUCAUUUCAAGGACAGUGGAAUGCUCUUUCCUCGAGAGUCGUCGUCGCGAGAGAUCAAAGAGCUGAAUGGGCUAUGGAACUUCAGAGCCGACCUCUCGCGCAACAGGAACUUGGGCUUUGAACAAGCAUGGUACAAAAGUCGCCUUGCAGAGGUAUGUAAACAUCCAAUUAUGUAACAUGGAUAUUGUCAUUAAUCGUACCCAAAAGCAUGUGGUCUACGGGUCCUACUUGUACAGAAUAGUUAUGUUCUGCUAUAAAUUCCCUUCAAUGAGUGGUCUGUUUGGGAAACUUGAAAUUCUAAAUGAACGGUCAUCCAUCUCGGAAUGCUAGAGCUCCGACUUUCGGAAGUGAAUGUCACGAUUUGACCUCUUAUUAUUCCGAGUGCCCAGUUGUUUUGAACGCGGCAAUAACAUGCGCAGUUUGAGUUACUCCAGAAAGUGACGUUGCUGGCUAGCUCAGGGCUGCUGCCUCUAAUUGAGUAACACAAGUUGAAGGGUGACCGGGGUACUGCAGGCUGCCAUUAGCACCUAAAUUCUCAUUCUGAUUUUUAGCAACAAUUGGUACCAUUAGCAACGGUCAACCCGCUCCACUACAGCCCCGUCGAUGUGAAUGGGUGCGUUUGGCCCUCCUUUUCCUGUAGUCCACGAUCAGUUCCUUUGUCAUGCUCACAUUAUUGGAGAGGUUGUUGUCCUGGCACCACACUGGCAGGUCUCUGACCUCCUCCCUAUAGGCUGUCUCAUCAUUGUCGGUGAUCAGGCCUACCACUGUUGGGUCAUCAGCAAACUUAAUGAUGGUGUUGGAGUCAUGCUUGGCCACGCAGUCAUUGGUGAAAAGGGAGUACAGGAGGGGACUAAGCACGCACCCCUGAGGGGCCCCUGUGUUGAGGAUCAGCGUGGCAGAUGUGUUGUUGCCUACCCUUACCACCUGGGGGGGGCGUCAGGAAGUCCAGGAUCCAGUUGCAGAGGGAGGUGUUUAGUCCCAGGGUCCUUAGCUUAGUGAGGCGCUUUGUAGGCACUAUGGUGUUGAACGCUGAGCUGUAGUCAAUGAACAGCAUUCUCACAUAGGGGUUCCUUUUGUCAAGGUGGGAAAGGGCAGUGUGGAGUGCGAUUGAGAUUCCGUCAUCUGUGGAUCUGUAGGGGCGGUUUGCGAAUUGGAGUGGGUCUAGGGUUUCCGGGAUGAUAGUGUUGAUGUGAGUCAUGACCAGCCUUUCAAAGCACAUGGCUACAGACGUGAGUCAUUAUCCACCAGGGGUGGUAGUCAUUUAGGCAGGUUACCUUCGCUUUCUUGGGCACAGGGACUAUGGUGGUCUGCUUGAAACAUUUGCAUAAAUGCACCGGGCCUAUUUGCAUUUAUGAAUAUAUUAACAUAAAGGGGUGGAACAGGGCUGCAACCACCAAACACUUACUGUCUAGGCCUACCUGCAAUCACCUGCACUAUCUUGUCACGUUCUGUUGCAUAAUUCAUCAAGUGUGUGUCAAUAGCAGUAUACCUUCAGAUAGAAUAUCUACACGCUUGGCUUUAGAUUACACCUAUUUAAGCAUACUUUACAUUAUUUGUGAUAUCAGACAUAAUAUCACUAUAAUCUGAAUGUUCAUUUUUGGAAGUUGCCUUCAUUUCAGCGCAUCUAAUUUGUAAACAUUUCAACUGUAUAAAAUUAUUACUUUUUUUUAAUUCCACAAAAAAUGUACACCCAUCAUCUUCUUGUGAUGCAAGUGUCAAGACAUUGCAUUAAAUCACCAAUGGAUCUUUUAAUUAGCGUUCUCUUAGAUUCAACAGAGAGCCAAAGUAUUCCAUUCAGCCAUUACAGGGGUAUGUUUGACAGGUCAUUACAAAAAUGUCCACAGUCGUAAUGUUAAAACGAGAAAGAAUGACAGGCACCAGCAAGAGUAUGAAAGAGUCGCAGGAGUAAAAUGGAAGCAAUCAAUCCAGAGAGAUUUAGGUGACAAGUGAAUUUUGCACCCCUCAAACACAGGAAAUAGAAGGCUGAAAAAGACAGAUCCUCAGGUGGGUGGGGCAUGCAUGUUGCUAGUACCAUGAUUGUCGUCCCCCAAAAUUAUUUACACGAUGAUUGACCAUAAAUAUAUAUUUUUUUCCAUCCACUAUAAUGGGGAUCCUGUUUUCCGCUAACAAUUCCUGUAGUUUCGCGGUCGGCCUUCCGUGGCUUCAAUGAGAGGGGGCAGUUGUUCACCCCUGAAAUUGCUUCCGAUAAUGGCUACUAUGGAAUAAUUCACAUAUCGCCGCUUAAUUUAUAGCUAGUGUUUUAGCCAAUGCUUUGUGUAAACUGUCAAAAAUUCAGCAACAUGAUUGUAAAGAGGGCCUGUGUCAAAUAGUUUGUUGUCAAUUCCUCCCUCUUCACUUUUUCCUCUCGCUCUUUACCUGUAUCUGUUUAUGUAGAGUGGUCCAGUGAUUGACAUGCCAGUGCCCGCCAGCUACAAUGACAUCACCCAGGACCCACGGCUGAGGGAUUUCAUUGGCUGGGUGUGGUACGAGAGAGAAGUGUUGGUACCCUCAGGAUGGGUGUCUGAGGGAACAAGAGUUGUGCUGAGAGUUGGGAGUGCACACUACUACUCAGUGGUCGUGAGUAUCUCACAAAUCUUCUACCAUUUUUUUUUCAGCUUAAGUUGCCAUUCUGUUUUGCUCAUGUGAUAGCUGUAACUCCACAACCUCCUCUCACAUGAGUUCAUCUGCAAUGUACAUGCACAUCCCUCAUUGAAAAAGGUAUGAUGUUGUGUAAAGACUGUCACUCUUGCUACAUAGGAAUGUCUUCUCUCUUUUCCUUCCCUGCCAGUGGGUGAAUGGGAUCAAAGUGAUGGAGCACGAGGGCGGCCAUCUUCCCUUUGAGGCUGAGAUAGUUGAGGUCCUCCGUAACAACCCAGGUGGGGCCUGCAGGAUCACCAUAGCUGUCAACAACACCCUGACUCUCCAAACCUUGCCCCCAGGGACCAUCCAACAUAUAGACGACCCCACCAGGUGAUGUGAUGAAGAGAUUUUACUUCCUUUCAAUGGGAGAAGAAUUCAAAUGUUUUUAGCAUUAUCUUAGCGUUUCCCAAACUCUGUCCUGGGGACCCCAAGGGGUGCACAUUUAGUUAUUUGCCCUAGCACUACAUAGCUGAAUCAAAUAAUCUCAAGUUUGAUGAUGAGUUGAUUAUUUGUAUCAGCUGUGAAAUGCUAGGUCAACAAACAAAAUGUCCAUCCACAUUGCUCUGGCCAAAAGCCACACCCUCUAGCUGUUCCCCUCACAAUCAAUGUAUGGAGAGAUUGAUAGAGCAGCGGAAUUAAAUUCAGGAUGAGUCGUCAGGCUAGUCCCCAGGACCGAGUCUGGGAAACGUUGCGUUAUAAUUUUUAAGUUGGGACUAAUCUCACAUUGCCAGACACACAUUUUAAGAUUUUCUACAGACCAAACCUAAAAUGACAGGUCGAGGCGAACUAGCUUUUGAUUCCUUUUCUGAUGGGAAAUCAUGUUUUGGAUUACAAGUCGAGGAACAUCUGUGUUGUGUGUCUCUAUAUAUAUUGUAUACAGGUAUCCUGCUGACUAUGUUGUGCAAAACACCAACUUUGACUUCUUCAACUAUGCUGGUUUGCACCGUCCUGUAGUGUUGUACACCACUCCUAAGGCGUAUGUGGAUGACAUCACAGUGGUGACAGCCUUUGCUGACAACAUUGGUGAGUGCAAAAGAAAACAACGGAUUUUCUCAUUUACUUGAUCAAGUAAUUAUUUUGGUCUGUUCAUCCAUACCCUUCUCACUCUAUCGUGCCGACCAAAACCAUACUGUACUGACUCGGAUAUUUCCUUUUCACAUUGUCCUUUUCUGCGCGAUUCCAUCAACUAUGGAAUAGUGUGAAAAUGGCACUAGUGUACUAAGGUGUUGGUCUCUUCUGCUCUGUUAUGUGUUCUAGGUCUGCUCUCCUACCAGGUGUCGGUGCUGGGCAGUCCCAACCCCACGGUGACUGUGACUCUCUCGGACAAAGAUGGCCGUUGUUUGGCCUCUUCCACUGGACCCUCUGGGGUCCUCAAAGUGACGGACGUCAACCUGUGGUGGCCGUAUCUAAUGCAUGAGAAUCCAGGUUAUCUGUAUUCUAUGGGGGUAAGUUGGGCUUCAUUCAUAGUUGCAUUUAAUUAGAGGGUCCACUGUUCCUUUAUAGUCUGUUUUGUCAAACCUUUUAUCAAUGCAAACUACAUUAAAUUAUUAUACACAGAAAAAAAAGAUUUUGCACAUGUUAAAAAAAAUACUACCCGUUUUUACUCAUGUAUCACCCUAUCCAUGUGAUGACUGAGUCACAGCUCACAUGAACAUAGCCUCAGUUUAGCAACUCAUCACACCACCCACACAUCCACUUCCUGUGUUUUUGUAACAAUGGAGUUCAUACUGUAAAAAGCCUUUUGUAACCUUUUCAGAAAGAUAGAAAUGUAUUUUGUACAGCAGAUAUGAUUAUCUGGCUGUCAUUGUAAAUAAUUUGUUCUUAAUUGACCUGAUUGGUUAAAUAAAUGUAAAAUAAAUCUGACCCAUAGAAUUUAGAAUUGUGUAAGCUCUUUUCAUUACAUUUCUAUUUGCAACGUCCUGAAUCUGAAUGUUUCACCUAAUUAAUUACAGUGCAUUCGAAAAGUAUUCAGACCCCUUGAGUUUUUCCACAUUUUGCUACAUUAUAGCCUUAUUCUAAAAUGGAUUAAAUUGUUUUUUUUCCCCUCAUCAAUCUACACACAAUACCCUAUAAUGACAAAGGGAAAAUAAGUUUUCAGAAAUGUUUGCACAUUUAUUACAAAAUAAUAUACAAAUAUCUUAUUUACAUAGGUACUCAGUACUUCGUAGAAGCACCUUUUGGCAGUGAUUACACCCUAGAGUCUUCUUGGGUAUGACACUACAAGCUUGCCACAUCUGUAUUUGGGGGGUUUCUCCCAUUCUUCUCUGCAGAUCCUCUCGAGCUCUGUCUGGUUGGAUGGGGAGCGUUGCUGCACAGCUAUUUUCAGGUCUCUCCAGAGAUGUUAGAUCGGGUUCAAGUCUGGGCUCUGGCUGGGCCACUCAAGGACAUUCAGAGACUUGUCCCGAAGCCCCUCCUGCAUUGUCUUGGCUGUGUGCUUAGGGUCAUUGUCCUGUUGGAAAGGGAACCUUCGCCCCAGUCUGAGGUCCUGAGUGCUCUGGAGCAGGUUUUCGUCAAGGAUCUCGCUGUACUUUGCUCCGUUCAUCUUUCCCUCGAUCCUGACUAGUCUCCCAGUCCCUGAAAAAUAUCCCCACUGCAUGAUUCUGCCACCACCAUGCUUCACAGUAGGAAUGGUGCCAGGUUUCCUCCAGAUGUGACGCUUGGCAUUCAGGCCAAAGAGUUCAAUCUUGGUUUCAUCAGACCAGAUAAUAUUUUCUCAUGGUCAGAGUCCUUUAGGUAGCUUUUGGCAAACUCCAAGCGGGCUGUCAUGUGCCUUUUACUGAGGAGUGGCUUCUGUCUGGCCAAUCUACCAUAAAGGCCUGAUUGGUAGAGUGCUGCAGAGAUCGUUGUCCUUCUGGAAGGUUCUCCCUCUACACAGAGGAACUCUGGAACUCGGUCAGAGAGACCAUCAGGUUCUUGGUCACCUCCCUGACCAAGGCCCUUCUCCCCCGAUUGCUCAGUUUGGCCGGGCGGCCAGCUCUAGGUAGAGUCUUGGUGGUUCCAAACUUCUUCCAUUUUAAGAAUGACGGAGGCCACUGUGUUCUUGGGGGCCUUCAAUGCUGCAGACAUAUUUUGGUAUCGUUCCCCAGAUCUGUGCCUCGACACAAUCCUGUCUCAGAGCUCUACGGACAAUUCCUUCAACCUCAUGGCUUGGUUUUUGCUCUGACAUGCACGGUCAACUGUGGGACCUUUUAUAUAGAAAGGUGUGUGCCUUUCCAAAUCAUGUCCAGUGAAUAGAAUUUACCACAGGUGGAGUCCAAUCAAGUUGUAGAAACAUCUCAAGGAUGAUCAAUGGAAACCGGAUGCACCUGAGCUCAAUUUCGAGUCUCAUAGCAAAGGGAGGUGACCAGGAAUCCGAUGGUCGCUCUGAAGAGUUCCAGAGUUACUCUGUGUAGAGGGAGAACCUUCCAGAAGGACAACCAUCUCUGCAGCACUCCACCAAAGCAGGCCUUGAUGGUAGAGUGGCCAGACAGAAGCCACUCCUCAGUAAAAGGCACAUGACAGCCCUCUUGGAGUUUGCCAAAAGCUACCUAAAGGACUCUGACCAUGAAAAUAUUCUCUGGUCUGAUGAAACCAAGAUUGAACUCUUUGGCCUGAAUGCCAAGCGUCACAUCUGGAGGAAACCUGGCACCAUCCCUACUGUGAAGCAUGGUGGUGGCAGAAUCGUGCAGUGGGGAUAUUUUUCAGGGACUGGGAGACUAGUCAGGAUCGAGGGAAAGAUGAACGGAGCAAAGUUCCAAAGACUCUAGGGUGUCUUUGGACACUGAGUAAAGGGUCUGAAUACGUAUGUAAAUGUUAUAUUUCCGGUUUUUAUUUUUAAUAAAUGUGCAAAAAUGUCUAAACCGGUUUUUGCUUUGUUAUUGUGUGUAGAUUGAGAAAAAAAAACAAUUUAAUCAAUUUUAGAAUAAGGCUGUAAUGUCACAAAAUGUGGAAAAGGUCAAAGUGUCUGAAUACUUUCCAAAAGUACUGUACAUCCCUCAUCUCCUUUGUUUCCAGGUUCAUAUGACAGCAGGUGGCGAGGGUUCUGUCUAUGAGGAUGUGUAUGCUCUGCCUGUGGGCAUCCGCACUGUGCAGGUCACCAACACACAAUUCCUCAUCAACAACAAACCCUUCUAUUUCCACGGAGUCAACAAACAUGAGGAUGCUGAUGUGAGUACUGAGUAGUCCCAUUAGAGGGCAGCAAAACUCUGAACCAGAUAAGUGGGCAGUGUCUGUCAGUUUUGUAUUGUGUAUGCAACUGACUUCCAGCAGUUGUUCAGUCAUAUUUGCCAAGGAAUUUAAGCAAUAAAGAAGGUUGAAGCGGCAUAUAAGUUCUUAUCAUCUGAUCAGUUUCUCAGUGUUUAGAAUAAAUAAUUUUGGGUAGUUAUCCAGUUUCAUGCGAAUGGGACUAUCUGUAAGUCAACAGAAAUUGGUCUGUGUCAACUGUCUGUUCUCAUUGUUUGCUGUGUGUGUGUGUCAGAUCCGAGGUAAAGGCCUGGACUGGCCCCUGAUCGUGAAGGAUUUCAACCUGUUGAAGUGGCUUGGGGCCAACUCGUUCAGGACCAGCCACUACCCCUACGCUGAGGAGAUAUUGCAGAUGGCAGACCGCCAUGGCAUCGUGGUCAUUGACGAGUGUCCUGGGGUGGGCAUCAAAGACAUGUAAGUCAUCGCCAUAGUGACAGUUGCAGUUUCUGUGACCUCUGAAGGGUCAGUUAAAGGUUAAACGGUCACCAGGUGUCUGCAACGUUUGAAGAGAACCUCAAGGUGUUCUUUCGCACAAUGAGUGUGCCAGUCAUUUUUUAAGAAACACUUUUAUUUAAGCCUGUCCUUUUUUGCUUGCAUGUCUAAACCAUUAACUACUCUGUUUUUUAAUGGACUGUUAUUAGCAAGUUUAUAUACAGCAUUAAACUUUUUAAAGUAUGAUCAAUGCUCAGCCAUUACAUAAUUAAUCAAGUCAGGUCUUCUGUGUCUCUGGGACAUCCACUAACCCUAUCAUGUCUCUUGUCCCCAAGCCGUAGUUUCGGGAACGCCUCCCUGUCGCAUCACCUGGCGGUCAUGGACGAACUGGUGAGGAGGGACAAGAACCACGCCUCCGUGGUCAUGUGGUCUGUAGCCAAUGAGCCGGCCGCUGAGAUGCCCCCUGCUGAAUACUAUUUCAAGUAAGAGAAUGUUAGCAUUAAUUCACAUUCCAUAAAUGUGCGUCCUUGUUCCUUAAAAUGCACAUUCACAUCAUGGUAGAGUGACGUUCUAGUGAACAAAGACUGUUAGUUACACUGAAAUGUAAACUACUUCUUAGUUCUCACAUUUCCAAAUGAGGUAGCCCUUUACACUCACAGCCCAGCCCGUUUACAGUAUGAAAAUGGCAUAUUUGGUCAAUAAUAAGGACCUAAAUUGGAACGCAGUGGCUGUACAGUAACAUAUUAUACAUGUCCGCUUUACAGCACUGUAUGGGAUUCAACUAACAGACAUUUUAAAUGUGAGCACCACGCACAACCAGAAAAUAUGCCCCAUCCCUCCCGUUAAUUGGGCUAAUUUUGCAAAAAACAUUGUCUGAGUCAGGAGAAUGCUGUAACUCAAGAAGACUCUGUGUUCUGAAAGAUGAGACGUUGAGGAUUAUAAUAAACACCUCUUUGAUGUCAUACAAGCGAACCACACAUAUGUGAAUCCAAAUGUGCACUUCACAUUCCCAUAUUAUGAAACUCAUGUCCUUUACAGUAUCAACGUUUUAUAAUGGCUGUGUUUGAUGUACAGUCACAAGGAUGACAUGGCAUCAUACCCUGGGUUGUUCUGAACAGAAUGUCACGAGUCCCUAGCAACAGAUUUGGCCCCGCCCACAAAGGGUAUAUAAAAAAAAAAAAGGAAUCUCUCGUUGAAAUACAUUUAUUUUAGUGCUGCGCUAAAUGACUUCAAUAUAAUAUUUUCAAAUAACCAUAUGUUCUAUCUAUAACAGAAUUUAUGCCCGAUCUGUGAUGCGUUUAGCCAGCAACUCUAAUUUUAAGUUACGAAGCCGAGGUGGUAAAAUGCUAAUUCAUUGGAAAUAACUGCAUUCACGCGGGUGUCCCGUGCCACUGUAAAAACAGACAAGUUUCCUGGGUACGUAUCUAGUGUGAGUGAGAACAUAAUGAUGGGAAUUUAAUCUCUUUUUACUGGUUUUUCUCGACUUGUUCAGUAAAAAUAACGAAUCUUUCCACUCAUUUCGUUCGAGUCAGUAAUGCCCAAAGCACGCAGGACCCCCCCCUACCGGCGAACGAUGAACUGAAAACUCUAAAAGGUCAGGAUUCUACAAGCCUCUCGUUCACUUGUCGUUCACCAUAAGGGGCUUAUUGGAGCUGUCAUUUGUGACUGAGACUUGUAUAAGUUUGCUUUAAACAAUGUACAUUUGUUGAUUUUGCUAAGCAUACUAAUACUAUUGUAUUUUUAUUUUGUAAUAAAAAAAAAUUAGGGGGUAGAUCAGCUUUAAUAUUGCAGAUAGCUUGUAACUUCCAUCAAUGUAAUUGUCUGCAUCACUUCCAAUCCCCCCAUGUACGCAUAUAUGACUACAUACGUACAUAUCCUUUAAAAAUUUUUUAUUUCCCUUUAUUACUUUCCAACCCCACUACCCCUUCCCUAAUUGGAGGAAACUAGUGAACAACAACGCUUAGGCCUCUACUUCCAGCUUAUACAUACUAUGUUCUGGGAUUCUUCAGAUAGCAUUGAGGAGUACACCACAUCAGUCACUGGCUUCAUCAAUAAGUGCAUCGAUGACGUCGUCCCCACAGUGACCGUACGUACAUACCCCAACCAGAAGCCAUGAAUUACAGGCAACAUCCGCACUGAGCUAAAGGGUAGAGCUGCCGCUUUCAAGGAGCGGGACUCUAACCCGGACGCUUAUAAGAAAUCCCGCUAAGCCCUCCGACGAACCAUCAAACAGGCAAAGAGUCAAUACAGGACUAAGAUUGAAUCGUACUACACCGGCCCUGACGCUCGUCGGAUGUGGCAGGGCUUGAAAACUAUUACAGACUACAAAGGGAAGCACAGCCGCGAGCUGCCCAGUGACACAAGCCUACCAGUUGAGCUAAAUCACUUCUAUGUUCGCUUCGAGGCAAGCAACACUGAGGUAUGCAUGAGAGCAUCAGCUGUUCCGGAUGACUAUGUGAUCAUGCUCUCCGUAGCCGAUGUGAGUAAGACUUUUAAGCAGGUCAACAUUCACAAGGCCGCAGGGCCAGGCGGAUUACCAGGACGUGUACUCCGAGCAUGUGCUGACCAACUGGCAAGUGUCUUCACUGACAUUUUCAACAUGUCCCUGACUGAGUCUGUAAUACCAACAUGUUUAAAACAGACCACCAUAGUCCCUGUGCCCAAGGACACUAGGAUAACCUGCCUAAAUGACUACCGACCCAUAGCACUCACGUCUGUAGCCAUGAAGUGCUUUGAAAGACUGGUCAUGGCUCACAUCAACACCAUUAUCCCAGAAACCCUAGACCCACUCCAAUUUGCAUACCGACCCAACAGAUCCACAGAUGAUGUAAUCUCUAUUGCACUCCACACUGCCCUUUCUCACCUGGACAAGAGGAACACCUACGUGAGAAUGCUAUUCAUUGACUACAGCUCAGCGUUCAACACCAUAGUGCCCUCAAGCGGUACCGGAGCGCCAAGUCUAGGUCCAAAAGGCUUCUCAACAGCUUCUACCCCCAAGCCAUAAGACUCCUGAACAGGUAAUCAUGGCUACCCAGACUAUUUGCACUGCCCCCCCCACCCCAUCCUGCUCUUUUACACUGUUGCUACUGUUUAUUAUUUAUGCAUAGUCACUUUAACUCUACCCACAUGUACAACACUUUUUAUUUAACUUUUUUCUUUUUAAAAAACUGCAUUGUUUGUUAAGGGCUUGUAAGUAAGCAUUUCACUAAUGUCUACACCUGUUGUAUUCGGCGCAUGUGGCAAAUAAAAUUUGAUUUAUAUAAAUUUUUUGGACACAGUCAAUUUUACAAUAAUUCUAAUGUUUGUUUUUACUCCUGAAUUUCCUCUACCAUCAACCUCUCCGAUCAUUUUCAUGAUGUCCAUCCGGUUUGCUUCUAUAUGCCAUGUCUUUCUAACUGUGCUUUUUCACAAAAGCUCUCAACCUAUAACCUAUAUACUUAUUAUGGACACAGUAUGCUUUACAUUAUUAGUUAUCUUGUUGUUAUUAGUCCCAUCCUUCAACUUCAUUCAACACCACCCAUCUAUCGCUUAACACCAUCCAUAUUGGAUUUCUAUUUGCCAUAUAUUUUUCAACUGUACUGUGAUGUUUUACAAAAGUUCUGAACCUUUUCUAUUCUCAUUGUUUCUACAGAUUGAAAAUAAACAUUUUUGCUAAAAGUAUUAUUAUAUUAUUGAUCAAUUGACUAUAACUUUUCAGAUCACCCGGUAGUGCUAUCUGCAGGUUUAGCUCCAGGUAAGUAUUGCAAUCCUUUAGCCAUUCCUGGACCUGUGUCCAAAACAAGCUACAAAUAAUUUAAAUAAUAAACUUCUAAGUUUUGAAUCCGGCGUCGUUUUGCGUAUCAAUUAAUAAACACUAUGCCAUGGAAUCGGUACGUCAAAAAUCUCUUCCCAACUAUUUUGCAAUCUAUAUGGGACGGCUGUCAAUCCUUUGGUCCUUAAAUGAAACGGGUAUACUUUUUAUUUAUCACAAUUUUCUUUAACCAAUUAUGUUCUUUAAUGCAGGGCCGACAGACAAGUUCCUUACUUUUUCCCCCUUCCACUUUCCUCUUCCAUUUUUGCGGUAAUGCUGCAAUUUAUUUGGUUGUAAUUUUGGGUAGAGCAGACAUUUCCAUAUGUUUUUGUUAGCUGCAUGUGCGACAACUCCACCAGUCCUACCUAUGAUAUCAUUUACGGAGAUUAUACCUUUUUUAAACAUUUUGUCAAAACAAAAAUGGUUUAUCAAUUAGUAUAUUUGAGUUUAACUACAAUAUUUGUUCUGUUGUUUCUGGAUGAUUAAAUUGAAAUUGCAACCAACUUUCUAUGGCUUGUUUUAGAAAUAGUGAUAUUUGGGAGAUUAUUUCCUUUUCAAAUAACUGAAAAUGAGAGGUUGUAAUCUGAAUAAAGGGAAAAAGGCCAUUCUUGAACAUGGGGUGAGACAAUUUUACUAAUUUACUAGAGAACCAGUUCGGAUUUAAGUAGAACUUUUGUAUGACUGAAGCUUUUAGUGAUAGGUCUAAUGGUUUAAUUUUUAAUAAUUUCUGUCCUCCGAAUUCAUAUUCAUUAUCUAAAUAGGCUCGUUUAAAUUUUGUCUGGCUUGCCGUUCCAAAUAAAAUGGAAUAUGUUUUUUACUCAUAAUUUAAGAAACUGUUUGCUAGGCGUAGGUAAGACUAUAAGCAAAUAGGUAAACUGGGAUAAUACUAAAGAGUUAAUCAGGGUGAUUUUUCCACAAAUUGACAGGGAUUUACCUUUCCAUUGUAGCAAGAUCUUAUCUAUUUUUGCUAACUUACUAUUAAAAUGUAUUGGAGUGAGAUCAUUUGGGAUAUGUAUUCCGAGUAUAUCCACAUCACCAUCAGACCGUUUUAUUGGUAAACUACAUGGUAAUCUAAAAACAUUAUUUUUUUAGUGAUCCAAUACGUAAUAUAGUACAUUUAUCAUAAUUUGGUUGUAAUCCAGAGGUUAUAAAAUGUAUCUAGAUCCUCUGAGGCUGUGGAGGGAUUCAAGUUGUGGAUUUAAAAGAACAUGAAUCAUCAGCGUACAAUGACACCUUUUUUUUUAAGCCCUGGAUUUCUAAUCCCUUGAUAUUAUUGUUGGAUCUGAUUUUAAUAGCUAACAUCUCGAUGGCCGUAAUAAAUAGUUAUGCCGAUAGUGGACAACCUUGUUUCACUCAUCUUGACAGUUUAAAACUUUCUGAGAAAUAGCCAUUAUUUACUAUUUUAUACCUAGGGUUACUAUACAUGAUUUUAACCCAUUUUAUAAGAGAUUCUCCAAAAUUUUAAAUGCUCAAGGCAUUUAUAUAUGUAUGUGUGUGUGUGUGUGUGUGUGUAUGAUAUAUACAGUGGGGAGAACAAGUAUUUGAUACACUGCCGAUUUUGUAGGUUUUCCUACUUACAAUGCAUGUAGAGGUCUGUAAUUUUUAUCAUAGGUACACUUCAACUGUGAGAGACGGAAUCUAAAACAAAAAUCCAGAAAAUCACAUUUGUAUGAUUUUUAAGUAAUUAAUUUGCAUUUUAUUGCAUGACAUAAGUAUUUGAUCACCUACCAACCAGUAAGAAUUCCAGCUCUCACAGACCUGUUAGUUUUUCUUUAAGAAGCCCUCCUGUUCUCCACUCAUUACCUGUAUUAACUGCACCUGUUUGAACUCGUUACCUGAAUAAAAGACACCUGUCCACACACUCAAUCAAACAGAUUCCAACCUCUCCACAAUGGCCAAGACCAGAGAGCUGUGUAAGGACAUCAGGCAUACAAUUGUAGACCUGCACAAGGCUGGGAUGGGCUACAGGACAAUAGGCAAGCAGCUUGGUGAGAAGGCAACAACUGUUGGCGCAAUUAUUAGAAAAUGGAAGAAGUUCAAGAUGACGGUCAAUCACCCUCGUAUGGGGCUCCAUGCAAGAUCUCACCUCGUGGGGCAUCAAUGAUCAUGAGGAAGGUGAGGGAUCAGCCCAGAACUACACGGCAGGACCUGGUCAAUGACCUGAAGAGAGCUGGGACCACAGUCUCAAAGAAAACCAUUAGUAACACACUACGCCGUCAUGGAUUAAAAUCCUGCAGCGCACGCAAGGUCCCCCUGCUCAAGCCAGCGCAUGUCCAGGUCCGUCUGAAGUUUGCCGAUUUACCAUCUGGAUGAUCCAGAGGAGGAAUGAGAGAAGGUCAUGUGGUCUGAUGAGACAAAAAUAUAGCUUUUUGGUCUAAACUCCACUUGCCGUGUUUGGAGGAAGAAGAAGGAUGAGUACAACCCCAAGAACACCAUCCCAACUGUGAAGCAUGAAGGUGGAAACAUCAUUCUUUGGGGAUGCUUUUCUGCAAUACUGCACCGUAUUGAGGGGAGGAUGGAUGGGGCUUUCAAGCAAGCUAGCUAACUAUUUUCGAAUUAGGCAUUUCUUUCAUAACCCAUCUAGCUAAGGUUGCAAGUUAGCUUUAUCUAGCCUACAUUAUACUUUUUGCCACCUUGGUUGAGCUGUAAUGCUAGUUAGCUAUGCAGUACCAACCUGCCUAGCUGCCCAUCCAAACAGCUAGCUAGCUAAAUAGCUAUUUCUAGUACAGAAAAUACAUUCUUCAAGUCAAAGUUGGAUAUUAGUAGUGCUGCGGUAAAGGAUAUAUUAAUACAGGCAGUUAAGAUGGCAUGAUUUAAACAAAAAAAUAUAGCAUGUUCAUUUCAAGAAAAACAUGUAAGUGGGUUUUCCAAUGUUCUGACGCGUUCUCUACCCUGCGUGGUCGUUGCUAAACAAUGGGCCUCACGUCAUUGGUGACACAAACCUGUCUUCCUCUAUUCUGAAGAAAAUUUGCGGUGGAACACGCACCUGAAUACACGCAUGACUCUAUUUUAUGUGCACCAAAAUUACUAUAUUAUUCUCUGAAGUGCCUCGUGAAAACAGUGUAAGGUUAUAUUUCAUAACUUUGCUAGUCAUAUUGGCAAUAGAAUUUUUAAUUAUGCCCACCUAACCCAGAUUGCGAUUUAUAAUAGACUGUUUUUGGAUUGCUUAAACAACAAUAGUAAUUGUGUGAUGGUGGGGAUGCAGGGCUGUGUUCCAAACAAAGUGUGCUUGAAUCAGAUCCUCAACGGCACAGCUAGGAGAGCUCAUAAAAGCACCUAAUAGUUGAAGACUCUUUUCUUGUAUUAAAAUUACUUAAACUAUGCACACUUUGGAGAGGUGUGUGUUUGUGGCCACUUGGGGACACCAGUUAGACUUCUCACUCAAACCCUUGUGAUAUUUUGUCUUAUGUUGUACCUACCCCAAAUGUUCCUCAUAAUAAUAAUAAUAAUAAUAAUAAUAAUAAUAAUAAUAAUAAUGUAUUAUUCUGAAUGUAUUAGAGUAUUUUCAUAUUUCGUUAUCGACAAAUGCUGCAAAAAGUACAGAAAAUGUAAAAUGCACAUAAAAUCAACAGUGUAAUGGUUGGAUUCAGUCUUGUCAGGUGAACUGUUUCCUCACCUUUGGUCUAAUACUUUACCCAUAAUCUCCAAAGUGUUCCAAUUGCUAACAUGGUUUUGCAUAUGCUUCUCAUAUUUCUCCUGUUAGAAACAUUUCAAUUUGGUCCUAUCCAUAUAGGCCAAUUUCCCUGCGUGUAAAGGGUUAAUGGUGAAGUCAUAAGGGAAGAGAGAAGGCGCAUAAUGGAUAUAUUGUAGGCUAUGUGUUCUUAUUGGGGAGCACUACCUAGAAUUACUGAAUUCAGCUUUUAGAAUGGAGGAGGGAACUAAGCAAGGCUUUGAAGGCUACAAUUCCCCAAAUAUUUCAAGCAGCAUUGGUAUUUGCUUUACAUCUGGAAAAACCAAGUAAACAAACAAAGUCGGUGGUGGGCGCAUUAUGCAUGCUUGUUCAUUAGAUGGUAGAGAAGUUUAUGGGUGAGUCUGAGCAUGUCUUGGUAGAAUGGCCUGUGGAUUGCGUCAGAGUAGUACUUAACAGACUCCCGAGUGGCGCAGUGGUCUAAGGCACUGCAUCGCAGUGCUAGCUGUGCCACUAGAGAUCCUGGUUCGAAUCCAGGCUCUGUCGUAGCCGGCCGCGACCGGGAGACCCAUGGGGCGGCGCACAAUUGGCCCAGCGUCGUCCAGGGUAGGGGAUGGGAUGUAGCUCAGUUGGUAGAGCAUGGCGUUUGCAUCGCCAGGGUUGUGGGUUCGAUUCCCACGGGGGGCCAGUAUGAUUAAACAUUUAAAAAAUAUUACAAAAUAAUGUAUGCACUCACUAACUGUAAGUCGCUCUGGAUAAGAGCGUCUGCUAAAUGACUAAAAUGUAAAUGUUAACAGAGCAUUAACCGGUGUAGCUCAACCACCUCAGGCCAGGGAGUGGCAGACAGACAGGCACACAGCAUGAAUUUCCUCAUACAGUUCCUUGCCAUUACAAUACUUAUUAACUAUGUGUUGUGGUCAUAGUCAACAAAGAGACUGUGAGUCGUUUUUAUACUUGUUAAAAUGAUUUACUUCUUCCUGGUCCUUUCUCCUGCACUCAUAUCAGUCUCUCUUUACCCCUACCUCAACCCUCUGAUCCCUUACCCCAUCUUGGAACAGUAAACAAUUGCUCUCUGUUUAAUGUUUUUGUUUGUCUUUUCAGAACACUGAUAGCUCAUACCAAAUCUCUGGACCGCACUCGACCUGUCACCUUUAUCACAGACAGUAACUUUGCCAGGGACAAAGGGGUGAGACUUCACUGUUUCUCCGUUAUGUUUAUGAAGGAUUCUUUCUUCACAGAACUAUUCCUCGCAUCCUCUCUCACUUCCUUCUCAAAACGCAUUCGAGGAGGGAGAAUUUUGGACCUUCUCCUCCAAUGUGCUUUGAGAAGAGAGGAUGCAAGAAAUCGAUGAAAGACUGCUUACCGAGGAGGUUUGACUCUGCAGCCACAGUAACUCUCUGCUGCUGAUAAGUCUGUAAGAUUAAUUUUCUACUCAGACUUACCAGACAGUAGUUGAUCAGUGGUGUCACAUCAGUGGCUAAGCUAAGCACAGCAAUUAUGUCAUUCAAAUUCCAUUCAUUACAAUGGGAAUUCAAUGAAAAAGUAUUAUGUAACACAGACACCAACAUUGUAUCUGUAGUUCUAGCCUUUAGGCCUAUUUCUUCUUCUCACAUUGAAACCUGAUUAUACCCAGGCUCCAUCAACUAUGACAUUUUAAAUGUCAUACAUUAUUUGGAAUUCAAUGCCAUUGAAAAUGUAUUGACCACUGUUUACCCUGUAUUUCUGCUCUCCUCACAUUGAACCCUGUCUCUCCCCAGGCUCCCUAUGUGGAUGUGAUCUGUGUUAACAGUUAUUUCUCCUGGUACCACGACCCAGGUCACCUGGAGGUCAUCCCCUUCCAGCUCAACACCCAGUUUGAGAACUGGUACGGGAAGUACCAGAAACCUAUUAUCCAGAGUGAAUAUGGAGCCGACGUGGUCCCAGGGCUACACACGGUGAGUGUUCCAGAACUACUUUGUUGUUGUAGAACCUCUUCCUUAUGUCCUCACAUGACAGAAACAGACUUAAAAGGACGUAAGGUAUAAGGAAAACAUGUGUGUAUUUGCUGAGAUUUCAUGGCCUCUGAGGCAAACAAUGGUCUGGAUACCAAUUUUUUUAAAUGUGCUUGAACAAUUUGUCAAUCACCUACCCAGGCUAGAACAGGUUGAAACCUAUUAAUUGAAAGCUGAGUGGUUGAGCUUGAAUGAUCAACCCACAUCUCUCUUGUAAAAUAGACUUUAUCUCAAUGAGAAUUACCUGUAGAAAUAAAGGUUAAAUGAAAAGCCACAUUUUUCUGUUCCCAACAGGAUCCUCCCAUGAUGUUUACUGAGGAGUACCAGAAGAUAGUCUUACAGAACUACCAUGAUGUGUUUGACCAGAAGAGGAAGGAGUAUGUCAUUGGAGAGUUAAUCUGGAACUUUGCUGACUUCAUGACAGCACAAAGUAAGGAGGAAUCCAUAAAAAGCAGAAGUACUGGAAUUUAUUGAAAUUGUCAGACCAACCAUUCUUGUUAAAUAACAUUUGAAGCUGGUUGUCAUACCUUUGCUUGUUUAGUUUUGCGUAUAGUGAACAGAAAUUACUAGGUAAGGGAAAAAGGAGCAGUAGCACAAAUGUUUAGUAAUGUGAUGGUGGAGUAAUAGAAUGUUGAAAGUAGGCCAGUGCUUGAAAAGCUGCUGGUAUUUAUGUGAAAUGUAUUUAAAGCUCCCAGUGUUGGGUAAGUUCAGAGUCAGCAGGAGUGGGCGUGGCACACCAGGAGGGUUCAUUCUUACGCUUAGACAGGCCAUUCCCACCAUGUUGGCAUUUAUUGGGAUGACUCAUGUACUGGAGGCAGCUCUGCAGAGUGGUCACUAGCUGACACAGCCACAAAGUCAUCAAAUCUGAUUUUAAACCUAACCCUAACUUUAAGGACACGGCUAACCUUAAUGCCUAGCCCUAAACUUAAAUGAAGACCAAAAAGCUCAUUUUCUGUUUUCAUGAAUUUUUACUGUAUAGCCAAUUUUGACUUUGCAGCUGGCCCAUCUAGCAGAAACCAAUCAGUUAUGCUUCCAGGGCAAGACUCAUGACAAUAAACAUCAACCUGCCACUACCCCAGCGCCAAGUCAGACCAGCAUUCCAGAACACCAUGGUGACACUGCUGGUCUUAAACGUAUUACCCACCCACUCCUCACUUUACAUGCUGGUCUGGCCCCUAUGUGUAUACAGGGGAGUGUACAUACAGUGAGGGGAAAAAAGUAUUUGAUCCCCUGCUGAUUUUGUACGUUUGCCCACUGACAAAGACAUGAUCAGUCUAUAAUUUUAAUGGUAGGUUUAUUUGAACAGUGAGAGACAGAAUAACAACAAAGAAAUCCAGAAAAACGCAUGUCAAAAAUGUUAUAAAUUGAUUUGCAUUUUAAUUAGGGAAAUAAGCAGGGGAUCAAAUACUUUUUUCCCUCACUGUAAUGUACUGUUUGAAGCAAGACCUUAUCAGAUUGUCCUGUGUAGACAAUCUGCAAGAGAAAGCAGAAGCUGUCUGGUCCUUUUCCACCUAAUACAACAAUAGUGUUGAAAUUGAUAGGGUUGAAUUUGGCGAAAGUCAGGUACAGAUCUAUAGGCUUUAUCUAUACUUUUAGACGGCUGAAACAAGCAUACACAUUUUGUUCAGGAAAUUAACCUUUUCUACUUUCUAUCUUCCUCUCUCUGCAGCGGUGACCCGUGUUGUGGGCAACAAGAAGGGCAUCUUCAGUCGGCAGAGGCAGCCCAAAGCUGGCGCCUUCCUCCUGAGGGAGAGGUACUGGAGGCUGGCCAAUGAGACGGGCCUGCUGCCCAUCAGGGCUAGGUACCCCUGAUACACCUGGAUGGGGGGGACACAGCACCUGGGUUGUAUUCAUUAGCGCACAAUCCCUCACAUCGUAACGAAACAUUUUAGCUAUUGGACAAGUCCAGGUAGUCCUUCUCUGUUUGUCUGUUUUGUUCCGUUUGGUGCC
Coregonus sp. 'balchen' is the source of this 18789-nucleotide messenger RNA. The record is from the annotation of a GenBank genome assembly. Lineage: Eukaryota; Metazoa; Chordata; Actinopteri; Salmoniformes; Salmonidae.